AUGAAAUUCAACAACACUACUAGCUGGAUUUGGAGAGGGAUAUUGAAUGUCAAGUCUGAGCUGAGGAAGAUUGUUGAUUUUAAUAUGGGAAAUGGGAGGAAAACCAGCUUCUGGGAUGAUCCUUGGCUCCAGGGUCUGUCUCUCCUUGAGAAGUUUCCUAGAGUCAAGAUGAAGGAUUCUGACAUCCCUUGGAACACCCUUGUAGCUAAUCUUUUGAGACAUGGAAGAUGGGUGCUUCCUGACCCUAGUGAUGAAGAUAUGGCUGCAGCCUGGAACUAUAUCAAACAGAAUUGUUCUGUUUCUGACAGAGAUGAUGAAGUCAAGUGGAAAGUAGUGAAGAACAAUAACUUCUCUAUUAACCAGACUUGGAAGGAGUAUAGAGAGAAAUACCCUGAAGUCAGUUGGCACAAGAUUGUUUGGAACAAAGGUUAUAUGCCUAGAUUCAGUUUUAUCUUAUGGCUGAUUUUGAGAGACAGGGUCAAGACUAAAGACAAGCUUAAGAAGUGGGGGGUUACAGAAGAUGACAUAUGUGUUCUUUGCCCUGAUGGGGUUGAAUUUGUGAACCAUUAUUUCUUUAACUAUGAGUUUGCUACUUGCAUUUGGAGAAGUGUUCUGAAAGCUUGUCAUUGCAGCAUUGAGAUUAGAAGCUGGAGGAGCGUGAUAAGCUGGUUCAGUAGAAGAGCUGCUGGAAAAAACAAUAUGGCUGAGGUAAGAAGAUUGGCUCUCUCUGCUAUUGUUUACUACAUUUGGACUGCUAGAAACAAGAAAGUUUUUGCUAAGGAGACCCAAACUGCUGAGAUGGUGAUGAGGAAGAUUAAAACCAUCUUAACAGACAAGAUCAGUACUAUGAAGCCAGACCAGAGACUGAUAAGUAUCAUCCAUGAUUUGCACAUUAUCCAGCUUGUUUGUUUGGUUGUAUUGGCAGUUUGCCAAAAAUGCAGAGUCCUAGUUACUGGCUUGAGUUUGAAGAGAAAACCAAAGGGGUUCAGUGAACACAUGCAGGGGCACGUGCAUGAAAGCAAGCAAACAAAGAUCUUGCCAAGGAUGUCGGUUUUUGGUCGGAAAUAUUUCCAGCCAGUGGCAGUUAAUGGGGUCAACAACGCAUUCGACAGAUGCUAUAUGGAUUGCUAA
Mercurialis annua (annual mercury) is the source of this 1131-nucleotide messenger RNA. RefSeq lists its product as uncharacterized. The transcript is spliced from 4 exons. Bases 1 to 1131 code for a protein of 376 amino acids. Lineage: Eukaryota; Viridiplantae; Streptophyta; Magnoliopsida; Malpighiales; Euphorbiaceae. The record is from RefSeq and is a predicted model, not a curated record.